AAACAGAUUAUAUGGAUUUACCUUUUGGCAACGAUUUACCUGAACUCGAUAUACUUAUUGUGGGUGCGGGCCUAGCCGGUCUAACAUCGGCCAUAAAAAUCCUAUCCAAGGACAGUUCGCUCAAUAUGCGUAUUAUAGACGAGAAUCGCAAACCAGGCGGACAACUGGGCAGCAAUGGUUCCCGCAUUGUGAACAAGGAGCAAACCGAACUCAUCGCCUUCCUCAGCCAGUUGAAUGUGGCCGUGAGACAGCGCAAUCUGAACACUGAUCAGCUGAAUCGCUGCUGGGAACUGGAUCGGGGCUUAACCUCAACGCCGGCCAGCUUUGAGCUAUGGCGCUAUAUCGAAAUGCUCGAUUUGCGCAUGAAGAAAUUUAAUGGGCUCCAUUUUCAGUUUCGCAAGCGAGUGCCAACAAUGGAACGACAUAUUUCCACCAAUCUGUUCUUCAACAAAUCGCGCCAAUUUAUGUUCAACUUGGUGCUGCUGACUUCUGGUUUGCCGGCGAGCGAAAUCAACUACGAUGAGUUCAUGUGCCUCUGCAGCAGUUCGGGUGGAUUGAGUAUCCUGGUCGAUCUAUUUAUGCGCCUGCCGUCGACUCUGAUGGAUGUGUCCUGCAAGGAUCUGCUAGAAGGGCUGCUCAAGAAAUUGAAGCACACAGAUAUCCGGAGUGGAGUUAAAGCUGUCGAACUGGAACACUUUAAGAACUAUGUGCAGUUGACGGAUUCAAAAGGGGAUCGACAUAUAGCACAAGCCGUCAUUCUGGCCAUACCAUGGAAUAAGGUGAAUCAGUUAAGAUUCAAGCCACAGCUGCCGCAGCAGUUUCGGGAUUUCUCGAGAAUCAGCCGGCAAUCCAAAUUUGUCAUCACUCAAUUUACAAUCGAUUACGAUAAAUCCUAUUGGUUAUCGAAGGGUUAUUCCGGUAAUUUUAUGAAUAUGAAACCGUUGGUCGUGGGCUACGAGCAAAAUAAAAAUGAAUAUGGCGGUUAUAUGCUGCACGAUACCGAUGUGGAGACGGCGACUGUUCGAGACACAAUCCUCGAUCUGCUCGCUGAGCAAUUUGGUAAGGAGAUGCUCGAUCCGUUGGAAUACAAAGAGGAGAUCUGUGAACUAAAUACGGCAGUGAAUAAACCCCAAACCAGGCCCUGGCAUCGCAUCGUUUGGUCCAGUUCGGCGGCAGUUGCCACCAACAAUCGCAAUCUUAUGGGUGGCGCCGUGGAGAGUGGCAUUAGGGCGGCAAUAAAUGCUCUGUUUGUCAUCCGGCCUCAGGUUGUGGGUUGGCGAGAUCUGCUCGAUGUCCAGCAGAAGGAUCGUUAUGCCGGCAUCAGUCCGGGCUAUUUCGCCAGUCUGCUCAGUCGCCUCAAUCUGUACAAUAUCACCUUCUACGGCAUCUUUGUCUUGGGUCUCAUCUGUUUGCUUAACUUUGGCUAUGACUGAAAAGGGUGCAAAAUGUUCAAAGUGUGCAAAAUGGUAUUAAAUCAAUCGGAUGUUUAA
Messenger RNA from Drosophila grimshawi, 1490 nucleotides. It is a transcript of the gene shps, whose product is annotated as probable flavin-containing monoamine oxidase A. NCBI's taxonomy places the organism in Eukaryota, Metazoa, Arthropoda, Insecta, Diptera, Drosophilidae. The record is from RefSeq and is a predicted model, not a curated record. Bases 12 to 1433 code for a protein of 473 amino acids. The transcript is spliced from 3 exons.